GACAGAAUUCCCACGACAGGCGGCACCGGAGAGGCAGACGGAGGUGGGGGCGUGGAUAUGCAAAUAAGGAGGCGUGACCCCACAUACUUCCCUCCCAUUGCUCUAUGGGCGUGGCCAGCUCGGGCAGGGGCGGGGUUUUCCCCUUGGGGGCGUGGCCUUUGGGGCAUUGGGCUGCAGGGGCGCGUUCGGUGGGCGUGUCCUUUCUGUGGGCGUGUCCCCGUUGUGGGCGUGUCCGGGGGCGUGUCCCCGCGCCGGCGGUGCCGGGGGUCCAUGGCGUGGUCCCGGUACCAGCUGGGCCUGGCCGCGCUCAUGCUCCUCACCGGCUCCAUCAACACCCUGGCGGCCAAAUACCGAUCCCUUUCCCACCUUCCAUCCCCCGCCGUACUUCCCAGCCCCACAUUCCCAGCCCGGCCCCGUGUCCCUCAGGCCGCCGGGAUGUUCCUGGGGGAGCUUUCCUGCCUCCCGGUGUUCUACCUGCUGCUCCUGCGGGAUCGGCGCCGCGCGGAUCCGGCGCCGGCGCCAUCCCGACCCUUCAACCCGCUGCUCUUCCUGCCCCCUGCCCUGUGCGACAUGGCGGGCACCAGCAUCAUGUACGUGGCGUUGAACAUGACCAGCGCCUCCAGCUUCCAGAUGCUCCGGGGCUCCCUCAUCAUCUUCACCGGGCUCCUCUCCGUGGCGUUCCUGGGCCGGAGGCUGGAGUGGAGCCACUGGUCGGGAAUUCUGCUCACCAUCCUGGGGCUGGUGCUGGUGGGGCUGGCGGAUCUGCGCGGCAACGGCGGCACCGAGCACGGGCUGGCCGACGUCAUCACGGGUAUCCCGGGAAUGCCAGGGACGACUCCUUGGA
Pyrgilauda ruficollis (rufous-necked snowfinch) is the source of this 844-nucleotide messenger RNA. RefSeq names its product solute carrier family 35 member F6-like. The annotation marks the transcript as partial. Gene Ontology annotation, cellular component: intracellular membrane-bounded organelle; membrane. NCBI's taxonomy places the organism in Eukaryota, Metazoa, Chordata, Aves, Passeriformes, Passeridae. The record is from RefSeq and is a predicted model, not a curated record. The transcript is spliced from 3 exons.